This is a messenger RNA of Purpureocillium lilacinum, 1413 nucleotides long. Lineage: Eukaryota; Fungi; Ascomycota; Sordariomycetes; Hypocreales; Ophiocordycipitaceae. The record is from RefSeq and is a predicted model, not a curated record.
AUGGACGACGAUAACGGCAACGGCGGCUGGAGCGACUCCGUCGACUACCAGGCCUACCUCUCCGGCCUCUACCCGGGCACCACCUGGUCCCUCGCCCGCCUCGCCGGCGGCCUCGUCAACCGCACCCUCCGCGCGACGCUCGUCUCCGGCGCCGCCCCGCACCGCAGCCUCAUCGUCAAGCACGCCCGGCCCUACGUCGAGACGGCCGGGCCCGCGUGGGCCUUUUCCACCGACCGCCAGGCCGUAGAAGCAGCCGUCCUCGCCCUGUGGCACCACCCCGAGGGCGCCCUCGCCCCCUUCCGUGCGCUGCGCCGCGACGACGCCGACUACGACGACGAUGACGAUGACUUCAGCAACAGCAACGACAUCCCCGCGUGGCACAUCCCGGAGCUCAUCCGCCACGACCGCGGGCCCGAGUCCGCCCUGCGCCUGACCCCGUCCGCGCGGGAAUCCUCCGUGCUCCUCCUCGGCGACCUCGGCCCGCUGGUCAACAUCGUCGAGUUCCUCCUCCGCGCCGGGUCCUCUUCCCGCGACGGCGCCGACGCCGAACAGAUCGACGCCAUCGCCACGACUGUCGGGCGCGCCUUCGCCGUCCUCCACUCCCCCCAGCUCGCGGCCCGCAUCGCCUCGCGGCCCGACGCCGCCGCGGCGCGCCUGACGCACCACCUCGGCAGGGACGUUGUUCGCCGCGCCUGCAUCGAGCCGCUCCUCGCGCGGCUGUCGGCGCCCUCGCGCGUCGGCGGCGGCGGAGGCGGAGGCAAUGACGACGGGGCGCGCCGGCUGUACGACCGUGUCGUCGCCGACUUUGAGGGCCCGGAGAGCUACUCGUACCGCGAGUGCUUCACGCUCGGCGACUUUACGCCCGGCAGCAUCCUCCUCAGGGAUGAUGCUCUUGCGCCCGACGGCACGCAGUGUGACCGCACGCCCAUCAUCGUCGACUGGGAGUUUGCCCAGCUCAACGGCCGGGGCGUCAACGGAGACAUGGCCCAGUUCCUCGCCAGCAUGCACUGCGAGAUACUCGCCGCCUCCGCCUCCGCCUCCUCCAACAACAACAACCACAUCGACGGCAACAACAACGGGCCAGCCGCGCACGCCAGGCUAGUACGCUUCGUGCGCGCCUUUUGCGGCGCCUACCGUUCCUCGGCCGGGCUACGCUGCCGCCGCGACGCCACGGACCCCGACGCGCGGCUCCUCCGCUCCGCGCUCAUCAUGCACGGCCGCGAGGUCGUCAACCAGGCACACGACGUGCACGCCGCGAGCCCGCGCUUCGCCGCCAUGGUCAGCCGCGGCGCCGCGUGCAUCGAGCUCGCGGGGGACGACAUGGCGGCGUUUGUCGACGCGGCCAACUGGGCGAGGCUCAUCAGGAGCGAGGCUGGCGACCUCGUCGUCUCCUUGUUUGACGUGGAGAGCUAG